Molecule: messenger RNA, 2991 nt
Organism: Fonsecaea multimorphosa CBS 102226
Lineage: Eukaryota; Fungi; Ascomycota; Eurotiomycetes; Chaetothyriales; Herpotrichiellaceae
Exons: 1
Coding region: 1-2991 (996 amino acids)
Biological process (GO): endosomal vesicle fusion; autophagy; vesicle-mediated transport
Cellular component (GO): fungal-type vacuole membrane; cytoplasm
Source: RefSeq, a predicted model, not a curated record
AUGCUCUCAGCAUUCACUGCUCAGCCCAUAGUCGAGCUGAAGCAACGCGACAAGUCAAAAAUCGAGUCUAUACUUUCUCACAGCGACCAGCUACUUGUUGGCCUUAACACCGGCGCCCUCCGCAUAUACAGAGUCAAAAGUCCUCCAUCACGUCCCACUGAUUCUGACAACGAUCAUGAAGAGCACAGGCCCACGACCGAUGGACCAACUGCGACGCCUAAGCCCUCGGAACUGCUACGGGAGUACGAGAAGUUUUCAAAAUACAAGAUCGAACAGCUAGCUGUUUUCCGUGAAGCGAACAUCCUGAUCUCUCUGAGCAACGGCCUUGUCUCCAUCCAUGACCUAGGCACCUAUGAACUCAAUGAACAACUCACCAAAACGAAAGGAGCCAGCACCUUUGCCGCCACAAGCAACAUUGUCAAGGAUUCCUCAACUGGUGUGCCUACCCUCGUUAGCAGGUUGGCAGUUGCGGUCAAGAGAAGGCUGCUCAUUUGGACAUGGCAUGAUGGAGAGCUUGACGGUGACGCUGCCGAGGUUGCCCUCUCACACAGCAUCAAAUGCUUGACCUGGGCAACGGGUACAAAGGUUAUUGCCGGGCUGAGUGCAAACUAUGUCCUUGUCGACAUUGAGUCUCACCAGGUGAAGGACAUUGUCGGUCCUGGCAGUAUUGGUGGUGCCCCUGGCCAAGAGGCCAGUAGGCUGGGAGGGACAAUGAGCUACAUCGGUAUGGGUUCGAUGGUCCCAGCACCACUCGCAACCGGUCUCGGAGAAAACGAAAUGCUGCUGGCCAAGGACGUCAACACCCUCUUCACUGACCGCAACGGAGAACCCCUUCCUCGACGCCAGGUUCCGUGGCGUGUGGCUCCUCAUGCGGUUGGAUAUUCAUACCCUUACCUUCUCGCCUUGCAAGAUGCUACAAAAGGUGUAUUGGAAGUCCGCAACCCCCAAACACUGACCUUACUUCAAUCAAUUGAUCUUCCCGGUGCGGUCCUGCUUCAGGUCCCAAAUCCGAACAUCAGUCUUGCCCAUCAAGGGAAAGGAUUUCUGGUUGCCAGUGAACGUGUUGUUUGGAGGAUGCAAGGGCUGAAUUACGAUGCCCAGAUUGAUUCUUUGGUUGACGGCAGUCAACUAGAUGAGGCAGUCAGCUUAUUGGAGAUGAUAGAAGAGACCCUCAUCAAAAACAAAGCUGGGCGGUUGCGUGAGAUCAAGAUGCAGAAGGCCCAGCGCCUGUUCGACGAAAAGAGAUUCAGAGACGCACUUGACCUGUUCGGCGAGGUCUCUGCCCCCCCUGAGCGUGUCAUAAAGUUAUAUCCCGCAGUCAUCGCAGGUGACCUUGCGCAUGAGGAACGUGAUGGUGCCGUGGAAAGGGAAGCGGAGCAAAAGGCCGACGAUAGCGCCCGAACAACGCUCAAAAAGACGGAUAUUGCCUUCAGCCCUACAAAAAAGACAAAGACGGUUCCCUCAGAGGCUGACGCGGGAAGCAUACGGAGUGUGAAAACCGCAGACCGUGCAGGGGUUGAAGGCCUCUCGGAAAAGGAACUUAAAACCGCUGCUCGAGAACUGCAGGCAUUCCUUGCCGAUGUCCGCCGACGAUUGCAACGAUUCUUCAACCCGGAUCAGACGGUGCGCAGUCUAUCUGAAGUCCAAGUUGCCGCCCAAUCCGAGGAUAUCCGGCAGAUUACAGAACAUCUUCUUGGGCUACCCACGCUGGAUGAUGUUGAUCUUGCCGACAAGCUACGGGACGUGGCCAAGCUUGUUGACACCACCCUUUUCCGCGCGCAUAUGUAUGCCACGCCCUCGCUCGCCGGAUCGCUCUUCCGCAUCCCCAAUUUCUGCGAUCCUGAAGUUGUGAUGGCAAAGCUAGAAGAGACAGAACGCUACAAUGAUCUGAUCGAGUUUCUGUAUGGGAAAAGACUGCACAGACAAGCGCUGGAGAGACUGCGAAAGUUUGGACAAGCCGAAAAGACCGAAGAUAUCGAUCCCCAGCUGCAUGGGCCUGCAAGAACGGUAUCAUACCUUCAGAAUCUGGGGCCCGAUCUGAUUGACAUGAUACUAGAGUUUGCUAGGUGGCCGCUGGAGACAGACCCGGAAAUGGCCAUGGAGAUAUUUUUGGGCGACACGGAAAACGCAGAAUCACUUCCACGGGAGAAAGUACUCGCAUUUCUCGAGGACAUCAAUAUAGACCUAGCACUGCGGUAUCUCGAACAUGUGGUGGACGAGCUGGACGAUCUGACGCCUGAACUGCAUCAGCGGCUGGCCGCGCUCUACCUUGAACGCUUGAAAGACUCCACCGCAACGAACCGAGACGAGCUCCUGGAUAAAUUCCUAACAUUGUUGAGGACAUCUGAUCAGUAUUCUCCCGCAAAGACCCUGGGGCUACUACCUCGGGAUGAUCCGACGUUCUAUGAAGCUCGGGCCAUUGUUUUCAGCAAGAUGGGAAAUCACAAGCAAGCUCUGGAGAUCUAUGUCUUCAAACUGCAUGACCCAGGCAAAGCAGAGGAAUAUUGCAAUCAGACUCAUCUCGAGGCAACCGGCAAAUACUCCAGCAAGUCAGUUCCUCGUCGGAGACCUUCAACCACCGACCCAGUUGAUGAGGAACCAUCUAUCUAUCAUAUUCUCCUGAAUCUCUACCUGAAUCCUCCCAAAGGGGAGCAGGCGCUGUUCGGGCCAGCCAUUGAGUUGAUGGCCCGCCACGGACCCAGGUUACCAGCUAGUUCGACAUUGGAGCUGAUCCCUGAAGACCUGCUGGUGAAGGAGCUAGAGUUCUACUUCCGUGGAAGGAUACGGAAUGCCAAUACUAUCAUGAACGAGGCGAUGAUAGUCUCGGGGCUGAGAAAAGUGGACGCCGUUCGAGUGCAGGCUGCCUUGCUACUUGGGGAGGGCGUCCAUUCAGGCGGUCGAGGGCGCAAAGUGAGGAUCGAUGAAGACCGAGUGUGUGGUUUCUGCUAUAAGCGACUUGGUGGCAGUGUGAUCAGUGUAUUUCCCGAGUGA